Messenger RNA from Gadus morhua (Atlantic cod), 4562 nucleotides. Its product is annotated as mitofusin-1-like. Gene Ontology annotation, molecular function: GTP binding; GTPase activity. The record is from RefSeq and is a predicted model, not a curated record. Gene Ontology annotation, biological process: mitochondrion localization; mitochondrial fusion. Gene Ontology annotation, cellular component: mitochondrial outer membrane. Bases 240 to 2492 code for a protein of 750 amino acids. The transcript is spliced from 18 exons. Lineage: Eukaryota; Metazoa; Chordata; Actinopteri; Gadiformes; Gadidae.
CUCUCUUGUGUUAAGCUCUUGAGGCAGACAGACAGAGAGACACACACGCAUACGAAGAGAGACAUGGUCUGACGGGUCUGUCUGGACCCUAAUGGCGUGGUCCUGGUCGCUGGGAGGAAGUGGACCAUGUGAAACAGGAAGUGGACCAUAUGAAUACAGGAAGUUGAGCGCCGAAGCCCGUUGAGGACUCAGACCAACCCCCCCCCCCCCGACACCCCUACCGCCCCCCCGUCACAAGCAUGGAGCCAGGGGAAGCCUCUCCCCUCCGACACUUCGUCCUGGCCAAGCGCACUGUCAACGGCAUCUUCGAACAGAUCCUGCUGUAUGCCAAGGAGGCCUCCGCCUUCGCAGAAGAGACGUGGUGUGGGUCGGAGGGCUCCAGCGUGGUGGGUCAGGCUCAGUGCGAGGAGCUGCUGAGCUGCUGCACCAAGCUGACCACCAUCAGAGACGUGCUGGCCAGGAGACACAUGAAGGUGGCCUUCUUCGGCAGGACCAGCAACGGUAAGAGUACGGUGAUCAACGCCAUGCUGCGUGACCGCGUGCUGCCCACGGGCAUCGGCCACACCACCAACUGCUUCCUGAGGGUGGAGGGCACGGACGGGGAGGAGCCCUACCUCACCACCGAGGCCUCCGCCGAGAGGAGGAGCCUGCAGACCGUGAACCACCUCGCCCAUGCGCUCCACAUGGAUCCUACGUUAGACUCUGGCAGUCUGGUCAAAGUGUUCUGGCCUAAGGGCCGCUGCACCCUGCUCAGAGACGACCUGGUUCUCAUGGACAGCCCUGGAACGGACGUGACGGAGGAGCUGGACAGCUGGAUCGACAAGUUCUGUUUGGACGCAGACGUCUUCGUCCUGGUGGGGAACGCAGAGUCCACCCUGAUGAACACGGAGAAGCUGUUCUUCCACAAGGUGAGCGAGCGGAUCUCCAAACCCAACAUCUUCAUCCUCCACAACCGCUGGGACGCCUCGGUCACAGAGCCCGACCACGUAGAGGAGGUGAGGAAGCAGCACCUGGACCGCGGGGCCAGCUUCCUGGCGGAGGAGCUGAGGGUGGUGAGCCUGGAGGAGGCGCCCGGACGGAUCUUCUUCGUCUCCGCCAAGGAGGUGUUGUACUCCAGGAUGCACCGCGCCCAGGGAAUGCCGGAGACAGGGGGCGCUCUGGCCGAGGGCUUCCACGAGAGACUCCGAGAGUUCCAGAGCUUUGAGCGGACGUUCGAGGAGUUCAUCUCCCAGUCGGCCGUGAAGACCAAGUUCGGCCAGCACACUGUGCGUGCGGGGCAGAUCACCCAGGCCGUCAGGGACGCCAUGGACGCCGUUAACAUUUCCGCUGCAGACAGGAAGAUAUGCUGCCUUGAAGAGCGGGAGGAUCUGCGGGACCGCCUGGACUUUGUCCGAGGUCAGAUGGGUCGUCUGAGCUCCAGCCUCCGGGACCAGAUCAGCACCCUGAGCGAGGACGUGGCCGCCCGGGUGGCGGCGGCCAUGUUGGAUCAGAUCCGGAGUCUGGCGGUGCUGGUGGAGGAGUUCCGGUCGGACUUCAACCCCACUCCCGACACCCUGGCCCUCUACAAGGCUAAACUGGUGUCCCAUGUGGAGGAGAGGAUGGUGAGCUCCUUGUCGUACCGCUGCUCCCCAGGAGUCGGCCAUGACGUCCAGGCGACCCAGACCAGCAUGAUGGAGAGCGUGCGCCCGCUGCUGUCCCUGGACGCCCAGGAGCACUUCCAGCUGCCGGGCUCCAGGCCCGACCUGCUUCUGGACCUGAACCUGGCCCAGCUCUGUGGAGACUUCCAGGAGGACAUCCGCUUCCGCUUCUCUCUGGGCUGGACCGCCCUGGUCACCCGGUUCAUCGGCCCCGUCAACGCCAAGAGGGCGCUGGCCGGCGUGGACCCCAGGAUCCAGAACAUGGUGCAGGAAGGAGCCAACCUGAAGGAUGAGAUGGUGGUCUCCAUAGCGACGGGCCUGGUGUCGGUGACCUCUCGCGCCUCCAUGACGGUGAUAGUCAUCGGUGGGGUGGUGUGGCGCUCGGUGGGCUGGCGUCUCAUCGCGCUGUCCCUGUCGCUCUACGGCCUGCUCUACCUGUACGAGAAGCUCACCUGGACGGAGGUGGCCCGGGAGCGCGCUCUGAAGCGCCAGUUCGUGGAGCACGCCUCGCAGCGGCUGCGGGCCCUCGUCCCCGUGGCCAGCCACGGCUGCAGCCAGCAGGUCCACUCACACCUGAUGUCGGUCUUCAGCCGCCUGAGUCAGCGUGUGGAUCUGAGCGAGGCGGAGCUGGAGGAGCAGAUCCGCCUGCUCACCUUCAAGAUUCAGCAGCUGGAAAGUGUCCAGCGCCGCUCCAAGGUCCUCAGGUCCGUCCAACCACCGCAGGAACUUCUUAAAUCACUCAGUUUAGCUAGCUGUAGCAGCAGCUUGUACCCAAAGCUACUUACGUUCAGGAACAGAGCCACUGAACUGCAAGGCCACCUGGAUGUUUUCUCAGCUCAGUACCUCCACGGCUGAACCACAACCAGACCAACACAACCGCUGGACUAGACACAAGAAUCUAGAUGGACUCCAAUCCAAGACUCCUCCGAGUAAAAUCCAUGCCUAAAUUCUUCUCCAGAUGCGAAUGAGAGGCAUUAGUCCAAUUUUUUAAAUGUUGUCCUCAAAAGCACACUGUGUAUUCUUGUGUGUGUGUGUCAGUAACUGGAGUCAGAAAAUUCUCAGAGGUGGGAUAAGAAUAACUUAGCAUUACAUAACAUCAAAAGGUCGAAAUCAUUUUUUUUCGUUUUUAUCCAACAAAGAGGACUUAAAAUCUACUGCAGACAGUUGUGGGUGGGAUCAAACUUAAGAUUCUUUGCCUGACACCCGGUGGCACAGCAAGCUUCAAACAGUCUUUCAUUUUUGGACUGCAAAUCUGCAAAUCUGAAAGCGACACCCCAGGUCAAAGUUAAAAUAACUCAAACUUUGAAGCGAGUCCCCUCUACUGUAUCGCGUCGCUAGGGCAGGGUGCAUGGCCCCCUCACCUCUCUGCCUGUGAUGCUUUCACUGCAGGGAAACGAUGGAGUGGGCUUUGCACCACGUCUCAAGUGGGCAGGCCUCCAACACCUACUCCUCAGAGACGUCCCAAUACACUGUCUUGUGAAGCUCACUUUAACCUUCUGUGUUUGUCAUGAGUCUUCUCGAUCGCACUACAAUUGAUGUCCAACAAUCUCCAAAGGGGACAUAAGAAUCACCUCAAUACUGUGAUACUUAGAGCUGACUGGUAGUCCUGUUUUGGCCUUCAAUAAAACACCUUUCUCAUAUUUAAACUGUUGGCCUGUAAAUCUCUAUCGUAUUAAAAAAGUUGGUUACUGAUUAGGAUAGUCUUGUAUAGCGACGUUUGUUGCUGAUAGAAUCUUAAUCUUGUUCUAGUCAUCACACAAACAAUUUCAAUCUAUUCACUUUUUCACUUUCUUUUUCCCUGGCUUAUUGUAAAAUAUACAAUGGUGGAGCCUGACAUACAACGGUCUCCGUGUGAAACAGCGCCCUCUGGUGCAGAGAGGAGGACCUCUGUAGAUCGCAUUCUCAGCACUUCUGUGAUAUAAAACGUACCUGUUUAGCUUGGUCUUCAGGGCUAUAAAUCAGCCUUAUUUAAAGGCAGAAUUUUUUUUACUGGGCAUUUCAGAGGUUUAUGGUUUAGUAUUUGUCUCCCUCUGUUGGAGGACUCGUAUAAUUUCACUCUUUGGGCAACCCCAUACCAUGGGACUUGGGUUAGUAGAUGAAAGGACAAUUGAUCAAACGCAUACAUCAGGAAUAUCAAAUCAGAUGUGAGGGAAUAGUUGAUUUAUAUCACAGUAUCUCGCAGUGUGCCUCAAAGCAUUUGGAUCACAAUAAUAAUUUAGAACAUAAGAUAAUAUAACUGAAUCUAUAAAAAAUUAAGUGCACAGGAUAACUAUCCUCCGAGUGAAGAAUCUGUAUCAAAUAAUCCACACCAGGUUUUUUAUUCACACCGUCCAGUGAAGAAAAUGAAGGAAGAUGGAUCUUUGCAUGCACGGAUUGGAAUCAGAGUGCGGCUCGAUUUAAACCGAGUGGAUUUCGGUCCAGAGCUCCUAGAAUUUAAUAUUCGACAGCAGGGCUCUCUUCCUUCCAAUAAACUUCCCAGAGGUGUGAAAGGAGGCCUAGCGGAGUUGGGCGUAGUCUUCAUGACAGCGUUGAUAAGGGUAUCUGUCGGGGGACGGGAGAGUAACCUCCACCCUCCGUACCCUUUCCCCUAACAGACAGAUCUAAGACGUAAUGAGUUAUUAACCGGCUCACAUUAUCCUACAAGUAUCCACUCUGUGCCAGUGAGGUGGGCUUCUGCACACAGCUGCUUAGAUCACAUGUAUUUCAUCCAGCCCUCGCUCAAACACAAUCUUAAAACAUGUGUCUUGCGGUUAGAUCAUCCCGUGGGUCGUCCCUGUUGGCAUAGAUCUACAACUCAUAUCUAUGCAAUAUAAGCAUAUUUUUUGUUUAAACUCAUUUCAGUCCUUGUUCUGGUUGUGUUUGCUUCCACUCUGUGCAGCCAUUUUGCUUCAAAAGUGCGGUAUAAAUAAAGUAGGAUUGAUUGGU